GAAAAAAGUAGGAAAGAACCUAUUUUGACGAACGGCUACGAUAUACACACACCAGAUAGGUUGAUCUAUAACCUUUUCCUACUACUAAUCUUACCCUUUUAUCGUGGGGAGAGAGAGGGAGAGAGGGAGAGAGAGAGGGAGAGAGAAAGAGGGAGAGAGAGAGAGGGAGAGAGAAAGAGUGAGAGAGAGAGAUGAGUUUGAUGAAUCCUUAUGAGAAUGGUUUAAGUUUCGAAUCCCCAAGCUUCAUUGAAUGGCUUAAACCUCCAUCUUCUCCUUCUGUCUUAUAUCGUAUGAAGACAAGAGAUGCUAUAUCAAGAUCAAAUCACCACCAGAGUCAGAUGAACAUGUUGGAACGAUCUCUAUUCUUAUACCAACCACAACUUAACACCUCUAUCCAAUGCUUGCCUCUUCUAAACAAGCUCAUGGAAAAUAAGAGUCGUCAAGCCUUGGAUGACAUUAAAGAAGAGAGUAAGGAUGAUGUGGUUACUCUCCAAAUCGGAUUUCCUAAUUAUCACCGUGGUAACUCGGCGGAGGAGGAUGACUCUGACACAACUUCUGAUCAUCAGAAGAAACCCAUCAAGAAAGAGAUAAUAGACGAUGGCGUGGUGCUGAUGAAAAAGAGGAGAAAGAUGAAGUAUGAUGAGGAGGUGAUUGAUUCUGAUAUGGAAGUCUGUGGGAAGAGGUUUUGGAUACCAAGUCCUGCUCAGAUUCAUGUCGGUCCAAUGCAAUUUGCUUGCUCUAUUUGCAGCAAAACGUUCAAUAGGUACAAUAACAUGCAGAUGCAUAUGUGGGGACAUGGAUCUGAGUUCAGAAAAGGGGCUGACUCGUUGAAGGGCACAAGCACAACACAACCUGCGGCUAUCUUGAGGCUGCCAUGCUAUUGUUGUACAGAGGGAUGCAAGAACAACAUCAACCAUCCACGGUCUAAGCCCUUGAAAGAUUUUCGUACACUUCAGACACAUUACAAACGUAAGCAUGGCUCCAAGCCCUUCUCUUGCGGAAAAUGUGGCAAAGCCUUGGCUGUGAAAGGCGACUGGAGGACCCACGAGAAAAACUGUGAUAAGCUUUGGUAUUGUAUAUGUGGGUCAGAUUUCAAGCACAAGAGGUCUCUCAAGGACCACAUCAGGUCCUUCGGCAGUGGACAUGCUCCUCACCCGUCUCUUUCUUUUGAUGGUUUCGAGGAGGAUACAGAAUGUGUCACCACAGAGUGAGAGUGAUGUUAGAUACACUGGAGAGACUGUGGAAUCAUCAUUGAGCGACAGGUAAGAUUUGAAUUUUCUAAUGUUGCUUCAAUUAAAGCUAUCCACCACAAACACAAUUCAAGUCUACCAAAGAAUUUCUAUCUUGAAAAGGGAGAAAUUCUUUGUUAGACUCGAUAUAUAAAAAAAUAUAGAAAUUUACCAAAUAAAAUGAAGCAACAUUUUAAAAUUUAGAUCUUUUUAUUGGGAUUUAUGGUUACGAUAAGUCCACAUAAAGCCCGGUGUUUGUCUAGCAAUUUCUUCCUUCUUUUGUCUUUUUAAUGUUUGAGACAUGGGUUAGUUUGAGUAUUGGUGUGUUACGUACAAUGCAUGUGAUAUCAUUAUAGGGUUCUUGGUUUGGUGGGGGAUUUUUGCUACGAAGUAACCUUAAGAAGGAGGUUUAAUUAUGCUCACUAACAAAAACUUCUCCUUUUUACGAGGAUUGUAUUUGUUGGGGAGCAUUUUGUGGCUCGUGUAAACCCCUAGUUAUCUUAGUGAUUAGUAGCAAUUAAGUAUGAUCUGAGUAUUAAUUAGGGUUUCCUUAUUUAAUAAGGGUGAUUUAUCGAUUAAAAAUUUGUGAAGCACGUGAAUUUUCUGUUUCUCACAAUGUAAUUUGUAAUAGAAGAGAAAAUUGGUGUGCUUCACUUCAUUAUUGUACGAUGUAAUUCUCAAUUAAAGACUCUUCCUUCAUCUAUUGUAUCUCUUUUCAUUACAUAUCAUGUGCGUUCGAUC
Messenger RNA from Camelina sativa (false flax), 1970 nucleotides. RefSeq names its product zinc finger protein WIP3-like. Gene Ontology annotation, cellular component: nucleus. Gene Ontology annotation, molecular function: DNA-binding transcription factor activity. The record is from RefSeq and is a predicted model, not a curated record. Gene Ontology annotation, biological process: regulation of gene expression; anatomical structure development. NCBI's taxonomy places the organism in Eukaryota, Viridiplantae, Streptophyta, Magnoliopsida, Brassicales, Brassicaceae.